This is a messenger RNA of Trifolium pratense (red clover), 812 nucleotides long. RefSeq lists its product as uncharacterized. NCBI's taxonomy places the organism in Eukaryota, Viridiplantae, Streptophyta, Magnoliopsida, Fabales, Fabaceae. The transcript has 2 exons. Bases 209 to 640 code for a protein of 143 amino acids. The record is from RefSeq and is a predicted model, not a curated record.
UGCUAAUAGUAAAUAUAUAAAAGGUUUGAAUAUUUAUAGAUAAACCUGAGUACCCAGAAGAAGAAAGGGGUUUAUCGUUUUACAAUAGGAACGAAAGAAAAAUCUCUGAUUUCAUUGCAAUUGCAACUACAAUCUUUCACUUUUGUUUUGAAAAGAUUUGUGAUAUUCAGCAAGCGAAACGCUUUUUUUAGUAUAAAAAGUUAACAGCAUGGCAAGCUUGUUGACAACAUCAACCUUCAGUUAUUCUCCUGUCAACAGUGGUCCAAGAGGACUCAGAAAGUCGAGGAACUCUUCUAUUUCUAUACAAGGGCAUUGCGUAAAAGCAAUGAAAUCCUUGGAAGAAUUGUACAAUGUGAAGGUUGAAAGAAAAGUUUCACCUGAAAAACUAGCUCAGCUUGGAGUUUCAAAAUGGUCAGUUUGGAAGACUGGAAAAUCAAAGUUUCCAUGGGAUUGGCAGGUAGACCAACUCGUGUACAUAGAAGAAGGUGAAGUGAGAGUUGUUCCUGAAGGGAGCAAGCGUUUCAUGCAAUUUGUUGCAGGAGACUUAAUCAGGUAUCCAAAGUGGUUUGAGGCUGAUCUCUGGUUCAAUGGCCCGUAUCAAGAACGUUAUUCUUUCCGAGCAUAUGGUGAUGACAAUUGAUGCUGCUGCAUGAUGAUGAUCAUGUAAAAGUAAUGUGUGCAUCUUGUUUAGUUGUUAUGUGUUAUCAAAUAGUUGUGUUUUGUAGUUUUCUGAUACUAAAUGUACUGCCAAUAUACAUAUUUGGUACUUAUGAGAUGAUUUUCCACCCUUUAUAACAAAUGUUCAUUCUGAA